This is a messenger RNA of Seminavis robusta, 2769 nucleotides long. NCBI's taxonomy places the organism in Eukaryota, Bacillariophyta, Bacillariophyceae, Naviculales, Naviculaceae. The record is from the annotation of a GenBank genome assembly.
CUGAAAAAACAAGAAACAAACCCGUGAGUUGAGCUCUCUCGCUUUCCCGCAGCGAAUCAUUUAUUUGUGGAUUAUUCAGUAGAUUUCCCAGGACCAGCCCUCCCAAGCCGAGAAGUUGCGUUACUUCCUGGACCAUGGGCACCUUCAAGUACAGCCAUGUGGGCCCAACUAGCCCAAGGGCGGCAAGCGCAGACGACAACAAUGAUUCGACCAAGGCGUGGUCCAAAUUGUUGAUUGUGGCGCCGUUCUUUCAUUUCUUUGUGGAUCCUUUGACACUGGUUCUUCCUCAAGGUCUUAUUUCCGCGAUUGUCAAAGUGUCAACCAUGUGGCGAAGAUUUUUGACCAAGAGACCCUUUUGUACUCCUCUCCUGUCGGACAUUACUGUGGCCCAUGUACUGCUCUGCAUUCCCUUGUUUUACUGGUUUGUCGCGGCUACCGAUUUGGCCUUCAAAGCACCCACGUCGCACCAUUCCUUAAAGCACAGCGGCAAAAUGACAUCCUAUGCCAUGGCAUUUUCUUUUUUGACUGCCAGCAAGAGUCAUUCCUUGGUAUCUCUCUUGACCGGACUUAGCUUUGACCGACUCGUGAAUUUUCAUCUGGCCAGCUCCCUCUUGUCGCUAUGGAUGGGUUAUCUCCAUGGCAUUAACAUUGCCUACUACCAUCGAGGAGAUAACAAGACGCAUCAUCACCACGACCAUGAUGACCACCACCACAGCCAUGACGACCAUGAUGAACACCACCACGACGAAAAUGACGAGGACCAUCACAGCCAUGACGAUCAUGAUUCUCACGAUCAUGGGCAUCACAGGAGACUCCAUCAUGAUUCGAUUCAUGCCUACUUGGGUACAGAUCCCAAUAUCUCCAAGUUUUUCUUUGACGGAGACAGAAACACCAGUGGAUUUUUCGUCUUGGUCGCGUUAGCAAUCUUGGUCCUUACCAGCGUCUUUCAUCCCCUAUUUCGAAAAUGUUGGUUCGAAGGAUGGUUGAUUUAUCAUGUGACUUCGGCUGUCAUUGUUCUCAUUGCGGGAAUGGUGCACGGGGCGGAUAUCUUUGUCUUUUGCAUCAUCUGGUGGGCAUUGGACUUGCUCAUUCGAUACGGGGUCAUGGUUGCGACCCGGUAUCCCAAACAAGCCAAAGUCACUCGGGUGGCGGAAAAUAUCACCAUGAUCCAAUUUCCAAAAACCAACAAUUUUCAAUUCCAGGCGGGACAGUUUGUGCAAGUGGCAGUGCCAUCUGUGCGCCUGUGGGAAUUCCAUCCAUUCUCCAUUGCGAGUAGUCCCGAUGAGUCUCAUAUCACCCUCUACGUCCGAGCUCUCCCCGACGCCAAAACCUGGACGAGAAAAUUGUAUGAUUUGGCGGCUCCUCUGGAUGAGAAUAAAAUCAGUACCAUCUCGCAUCGAGCAUUUCUGGAAGGACCCUAUGGGAGUCUUCCACCCAUUCUGGACGAUUCCUGUGCUCGUGAGUAUUCCAUGGCGGUGCUCGUUAGUGGAGGGAUUGGUGUCACUCCUUGCUAUGGCAUUGCCAAAUGCCUGUUGGCCACGCCGCCACCAUCAUUGCAAAAAAUUCGCUACAUUUGGAGUGUGCGGGACGAGGGUAUGGUCCAGGCCAUUCCCCCACCAACGUUGCCGGAAUCUGGGGUGGCUGGUUUGGGUGGUGCAAAGACCACAACUUCUAGCAUCGAAAAUGGCAUAGAGUUGGUAGAACGAGGUAGCAGUAAUGGAACUGACGAGAACGAGGAAAACGAGGCAGUGCUCAACGGCGAAGAGAGCAACGGCUUGGAUGAAACAGUGUCGGCACAGCGAUCGUUGGCUCUGCAGACCGAUAUCUAUAUUACUCAAAUGGACAAGUUCGUCGAAGAUGGCGACGAGGAAACGGAUAAUGCAAAAGAAGCGGGGGCAACGGAGACCCAACAACCACACCUACCGUACACGAUCCAUCGCGAUGGAAGGCCCGAUGUCCAUGCCAUCAUGAAACAAGUUCACGAUGAGGCGUCGAAGCAAGGUUGGGGCCGUGUGUUUGUCAUGGGAUGUGGCCCAUUUUCUCUUCUGGAAGAGCUUCAAGUUGCUUGUCGAAGAAGUCAAACCAAGGAAGUUCAGAUUGAUUUUCACCAGGAAGUCUUUGACUACUAAAGGAGCAGAUCUAAUAACCACACAGAUUGGGUUCAAUCACUCAUGCAUGCAACCAAUAGAAAACACCACUCAUACGUUCAAUUUGAGCAUUUCAAUUUGAGCAUUUCAUUUCAGCUGAAAGAUAAAACACACUGGCGUGUUUGUGAGGGCCUUUUUAGUGCUUUUUGUGCCCAACAUGAGCAGUCCGUACGGUAGAACAGUGUGUUCGCAAGUUCCUGUGAUAUCCGUAUUGGCCUGCCACCAAGAAGAAGUGCAAUAGCAAAACUCAUGGCCACAGCAAGAAUAUAUAUAUUUUGACAACAUAGGAUAGAGGCUGCCCUCAACGAAAUUGGAAUAGAUUGCCUUGAGACGGCCAACCAGCUUCAGCUAGCCAGGUACCAGUACCUACCUGUUUUUUCAUUGUUCUCACUCAGUUUGGUUUGGCAUUACGUCAAGGAAAUCUUGCGGAGUCGAGUGACAGUCAACUGCGUUUGUGCACGCACAAUGUGGACUGCCUUUGUCAAGCUCUCCUCCGAUCUUCCUUGAUUUUGAUCGCACCUACCGGUAUUGGUAGCUAGUAGUACAUGUAUGUAGUACCUAACUACCAGUAGCUAGCUAGCUAGCAGACUAGCUACGCUUGCCCCAGGUGCGAUACGGGACU